Molecule: messenger RNA, 1480 nt
Organism: Nicotiana tabacum (common tobacco)
Lineage: Eukaryota; Viridiplantae; Streptophyta; Magnoliopsida; Solanales; Solanaceae
Source: RefSeq, a predicted model, not a curated record
UUUUGUUAGAGGCACCUACGGGAGUUUCACUCAGAUUGCCACAUGCCUUGGGCUCCUAGGAGCUCUUCUCGUUGGAAUUCCUGCCAAGGAUACUGUUGGUUGGUGGCGGGUUUGCUUUUGGAUAUCCACUAUUCCUGCUGCCUUACUUGCUGUUUUGAUGGAAUUCUGCGCUGAGAGUCCUCACUGGCUUUUUAAGAGAGGAAGAGCUGAUUUGGCUGAAGAAGAGCUUGAAAAGCUAAUGGGAGCAUCACAUGUUAAAUAUGCCAUUGCAGAAAUGUCAAAGACAGACAAAGGAGAUGAGGUGGACAAUGUUAGGUUUGGGGAGCUACUGUAUGGACGUCAUUUUAAAGUGGUUUUCAUGGGAUCUGCCUUAUUUGCUUUGCAACAACUAUCUGGUAUAAAUGCUGUAUUUUAUUUCUCUUCAACUGUUUUUAAAAAGGCUGGAGUACCUUCAGACAUUGCAAACACAUGCGUUGGGAUUGUAAACUUAACAGGGUCUAUUAUUGCAAUGAUUUUGAUGGAUAGGCUUGGGAGGAAGGUGCUUCUAAUUGGGAGUUUCUUGGGCAUGGCAAUUGCAACGGCCCUUCAAGUAACAGCCGCGAGUUCAUUUGUACCAAGCUCUGCAGUAUUAUUCCUAUCAGUUGGUGGGACCCUACUGUAUGUCUUGGCAUUUUCUUUGGGCGCUGGGCCAGUCCCUAGCCUCCUUCUGUCAGAGAUAUUCCCUGGCCGGAUUAGGGCAAAGGCAAUGGCUUUCUGCAUGGCUGCACAUUGGGUCAUCAAUUUUCUAGUCGGUCUUCUGUUUCUGCCGAUGCUUGAGCAUCUUGGACCAAAAAUUGUGUAUGCAAUCUUUGCCGGUUUUUGCUUGUUGGCAGUGGCCUUUGUGAAAAAGAAUGUGGUGGAAACAAAAGGAAAAACAUUACAAGAGAUUGAGUUUGCUCUUCUUCCGGCUCAUUAGUGGUAACUGGAUCACAUACAAUAUUAUUCAGACUGGGUAAUGUUCAGACUUAGUGGUUGAACAUCCAAAUUCUAGCCUGCAGCUAUUUCUUGAUUUGUUCAAUUUUGGAGUGUGUUCAUAGGCGGGAAGGCAGUGACGACGAACAAUCAGAGAUAAAGAUUGUCGCAAUGCGAGUUUUUGCAGGACUUGUCACUGCUUAUUGUUGCUGCUAUUCUGCUCACUCCACUGGUCAGUGACUAUUGCCUUUGGGAGCAUGAAACUACAUCUGCCUCAGCCAGUAGUAGAUCACAUAUAUACAGAGUACCUAUUAUUGCUAUUUGUAUAGCCUUUCUUUUAAUUUUUGCCUUGAUCUGAUUUGUGUAAUUAGCAUGGCACAGAAAGGCUGCUCUGGACAUUCCUUACAGAAAUAAUGUUAUAGAAAUUUAAUUAGCAAGAUAUGUGGUAGGCUGGUAGCUGCAUGCUGUAACAGAAAUAUUGGUAGUACUGUAAUACGUAAUCGAUCAAUGUAGUUGAAAUUUUUCUCAA